Lotus japonicus is the source of this 2665-nucleotide messenger RNA. Its product is annotated as pentatricopeptide repeat-containing protein At5g04780, mitochondrial-like. Bases 191 to 2476 code for a protein of 761 amino acids. Gene Ontology annotation, molecular function: protein binding; zinc ion binding; RNA binding. Lineage: Eukaryota; Viridiplantae; Streptophyta; Magnoliopsida; Fabales; Fabaceae. Gene Ontology annotation, biological process: RNA modification. The record is from RefSeq and is a predicted model, not a curated record. The transcript has 2 exons.
GUUUCGCACCUCCACUAAGCGAUUGGUUGGGACACUGGUUAUCCGUUCUCUUCCCUUCCACAAUUUUUAAUCCAAGCAACAACAGGAUAUUUCCAACCCAACCCAAUCAACCAUGCAAGCAGUUGUGAGUUUCUGCUAUCAUUCCCGCAAUUCUCCCCUCACAGCCAUACCCUGAGUGACUGAGUCUGCCAUGGCUUCUUUACCUUCUGUUGCUGUUACUGCCACUCUUAAGCUCCACCCACAAUUCAAAAAAUACCCCCCAAGCUCCAUUCCCAUAGAUAAGGGUCAAAACAUUUCUUUGCAGAAAAGCCACAAAUUCAACACUCAUUUGGAUCCCAGCAGGUAUCGGGGUUUUCAGGAAGCACUUUCACUGGCCAAAGAAGGGACAGAGGAGGUGGACUCAUCUUUCUACAUUCCCUUGCUGCAACAAUGCAUAGACAAGAGGUCCUUUUCAGACACACAAAUUGUUCAUGGCCACAUCAUGAAAACGGGUAACCACGAAGACGUUUUCGUGGUGUCAUAUCUGGUCAGUGUUUACUCCAAAUGUGGGAACAUGGAGGAUGCUCGAAGAGCCUUCGAUCACAUGCCCAGAAGAAACGUGGUCGCCUGGACCACGUUAAUGCUGGGCUAUGUGCAGAACUCGCGGCCAAAGCACGCCUUUCAUGUGUUUGAUGAAAUGUUACAUACAGGGAGUUACCCUUCCAUGAACACUCUAGCUAUAGCUCUAAAUGCUUGUACAUCCUUGAAGUCUUUGAAGUCAGGUGAACAGUUACAUGCUUACAUAAUCAAAUACCAUAUUGACUUUGACACCAGUGUUGGCAAUGCACUUUGUAGUUUGUACUCCAAAUGUGGCAGGUUGGAAUUUGCUCUGAAAGCAUUUAAGAGAAUCAAGGAAAAGAAUGUUAUUUCAUGGACUGCAGCUAUUUCUUCUUGUGGGGACAGUGGUAAAGCUAAGAAGGGUUUAAGAAUUUUUGUUGAGAUGCUUUCUGAGAACAUGCAGCCUAAUGAGUACACUUUGACUAGUGUCCUCAGCCAGUGUUGUGAAAUUCAGUUCUUAGAACUUGGGACUCAGGUUCAUUCGAUGUGUACUAAAUUGGGCUAUGAAUCAAACCUACGUGUAAGGAAUUCUUUGCUGUAUUUGUACCUCAAACGUGGUUGUAUUGGUGAGGCUCAAAUUCUGUUUAAAGGAAUGGACGAUGCCAGUUUGGUUACAUGGAACGCGAUGAUUGCAGGGCAUGCAAAAAUGAUGGAACAGUCAAGGGAUAAUCUUUAUGCAUGCUGGAAUGGAACCGAAGCACUCAACCUUUUUUCCAAGUUGAAUUGCUCAGGCAUGAAACUUGAUCUAUUUACCUUCUCAAGUGUACUAAGUGUUUGUGGUAGAAUGGUUGCUUUUGUGCAGGGAGAACAAAUUCAUGCUCAGACCAUCAAAACCGGGUUCUUAUCAGAUGUGAUUGUAGGAACUUCACUAAUUAACAUGUACAUUAAAUGUGCAAGCGUUGAGAGCGCAAGCAAAGCGUUUCUGGAGAUGUCUACUAGAACUUUGAUAUCAUGGACUUCCAUAAUCACAGGUUUUGCACAGCAUGGUAGGUCACAGCAAGCAUUGCAUCUUUUUGAGGAUAUGAAACUAGCUAGAGUUAGACCAAACCAGGUCACUUUUGUUGGUGUUUUGUCAGCAUGUAGUCGCGCCGGCAUGGUCAGUGAAGCAUUUAAUCACUUUAAGAUCAUGCAAAAGGAGUAUAAAAUUAAGCCUGUGAUGGAACAUUACACUUGCUUGGUCGAUAUGUUAGUGAGGUUGGGUCGGGUGGAGGAAGCUUUCGAUUUGAUUAAGAAAAUGGAUUAUGAGCCUAGUGAGUUUAUUUGGUCAAAUUUGAUUGUUGGUUGUAGAAGUCAUGGGAAUCUGGAACUAGGGUAUCAUGCUGCUGAAAAGUUACUAAGUCUCAAACCAAAAGAUCCUGAGACAUAUGUGUUGUUGUUGAAUAUGUACCACUCAGCUGGGAGAUUUGAGGAUGUGUCUAGGGUGAGAAGGAUAAUGAAAGAGGAAAAGGUUGAAAAAUUAAAGGAUUGGAGCUGGAUUAGCAUCAAAGACAAAGUGUACUCAUUUGAAGCAAAUGACAUAGCACACCCACAUAAUUCACUAGUAUGUAAAUCAUCGGAGGAUUUACUGGUGAAAGCUAAGAAUCUUGGAUAUGAGAUGCUAGAAAGUUUGGAAAUAAGUGAAGAAGAGGAGGGGGAAAAUACAUCCUCCCUUACCAUUUAUCACAGUGAGAAGCUGGCUAUUACAUUUGGUUUGGAGAAUUUGCCAAACUUCUCACCAGUAAGAGUUGUCAAGAGUACCAUAAUGUGCAGGGAUUCCCAUAAUUUUAUUAAGUAUGUCUCAAUACUGAGUGGUAGGGAAAUCAUUGUUAAAGAUAGAAAGAGGCUUCAUAAAUUUGUCAAUGGAGAAUGCUCAUGUGGAGAAUUUGGUGGUUUUCUCUGAUAUCCUCCAAGCAGCAGCUAAAGUUUUUACCAAUCAAAAGCUGACUAUCAAAAGCUGAUACAUUUUUUACACCUCUCUACACUUACUAAUAACAUGUUACUCUACAUUGACAAGUUUUAAAUUGAAAAAAGAUAUUUCUUCAGCCAAGAGUGUAUAUAACUAUGUACCUUGGUAGAAACAGAGGGAUAG